AUGUCUGAGUUGGACAGGUCUAUAACUACAGCAAAAGAUGAGAUGCGUAAAAAUCCUGUGGGACGAACACAAAAACGCAGUUACUUUGAUUCACAAAGCAUCUCACAGAAGGUAUUGUCCAAUAAUCUCUUAGUUUCCUCUAAGCCAAAGGUCUGGGGCAAAAUAUAUGACCUUGGGGAUAUUGUGAACUUCCCAAGUCUCAGAAAAAGUCCAGGAAUUUGGAGGAAGGCAGCUAAAAUGAGCCGCAGGGCCAGAAUCUCCUGGAAAACCAUAGCUUUCCUGCUGUAUUUCUUGCUAUUUUUGGAGAAGACACCUGCAAAGCUAUCCAGAAAACUCAGAGAGAAACCAGGAGUGUGCCCCAUGGACAGGGAAUACUGUAAACACAAAGUUCAAAACUUGUGCUAUAAUGAUUUUGAUUGCCCUGACCACCAGAAGUGCUGCUAUUUCUACUGUGGGAUGAAAUGCUUAGAUCCAGGCCAAGAACCCUGCCUACAAUCUUUAGACACCGGAAAUGGUACAAAGAAUGAAUUGCGCUGGUAUUUUGACAGUAAUAAUAAAUUAUGCAAAGAAUUUGUAUAUGGAGGCAGCUUCGGGAAUAAUAACAACUUUUUCAGCAAAGAAGACUGUGAAGCUUUUUGCUCACUUGUUUUGAAGGAAGGACAAUGUCCAAUCUUCCCAGUCAAGAAACGUGAGAUCUGUCCAGAUUUAUGUCGGAGUGACAUCGAAUGCCCUCUCUUAAAAAAGUGUUGUGAAACCUUAUGUGGUUUUUCUUGUGUCAUGGCUUGGACAGUCAAAGAAGGUCACUGCCCACCAAAGCCCAAGAUUUGUCCCCAAAUAAACAAGCCUAAAUGCCUGCAAGAUACUGACUGUCCCAUGUCAGAGAAGUGCUGUUCAUAUUGUGGUCUGAGGUGCCUGGAUUUAAAAAAAUGA
Sorex fumeus (smoky shrew) is the source of this 930-nucleotide messenger RNA. RefSeq names its product WAP four-disulfide core domain 8 (gene WFDC8). Bases 1 to 930 code for a protein of 309 amino acids. Gene Ontology annotation, cellular component: extracellular region. The record is from RefSeq and is a predicted model, not a curated record. Lineage: Eukaryota; Metazoa; Chordata; Mammalia; Eulipotyphla; Soricidae. Gene Ontology annotation, molecular function: serine-type endopeptidase inhibitor activity. The transcript has 7 exons.